This is a messenger RNA of Dama dama (fallow deer), 1401 nucleotides long. It is a transcript of the gene TMEM54, whose product is annotated as transmembrane protein 54. Bases 140 to 808 code for a protein of 222 amino acids. The record is from RefSeq and is a predicted model, not a curated record. The transcript is spliced from 6 exons. Lineage: Eukaryota; Metazoa; Chordata; Mammalia; Artiodactyla; Cervidae.
GGGAGGCCGGCCGGGCGCCGGGAGCUCGGGGCUCCCGGCGGGAAGUGGGCGCGGCGCGGGCUCUGCAGGGCGCGCGGCGGCUGCGGCCCGGGAUGGAGCCCCGCUGAAGCCGCCGCGGAGACGCGGCGUCGGAGCCGAGAUGUGUCUGCGCCUGGGUGGCCUGAGCGUGGGUGACUUCCGGAAGGUUCUGAUGAAGACGGGGCUGGUGCUGGUCGUGCUGGGCCACGUGAGCUUCAUCGCAGCCGCUCUCCUCCACGGCACCGUGCUGCGCUACGUGGCUGCCCCCAGUGACGCUGUGGCUCUGCAGUACUGCGUGGUCGACAUCCUCUCUGUCACUUCUGCCAUCGUGGUCAUCACCUCAGGCAUUACAGUCAUCGUGUUGUCACGCUACCUCCCCAGCAUCCCCCUGCGCUGGACAGUGUUUAGCUUGAGUGUGGCCUGCGCCCUUCUCUCUCUGACCUGUGCUCUCGGCCUCUUGGCUUCGAUCGCCGUGACCUUUGCCACCCAGGGCCGGGCACUGCUGGCCGCCUGCACUUUUGGGGGCCCCGAACGCCUGGCGCUGGCACCUGACUGUCCCUUCGACCCUACACGCAUUUACAGCUCCAGCCUGUGUCUCUGGGGCAUCUCGUUACUGUUCUGUGUGGCAGAGAGUGUGUUUGCUGUCCGCACCGCCCAGCUCGCCCACCAGCUGCUGGAACUGAGGCCCUGGUUGGGGAAAAGCAGCCAUCGCAUGAUGCAGGAGAGUCCAGAGCCCGUGGAGGACCCUGACCUGCCAACCCAUGCUAGCUCGGGGCCCAUGACCCUCUGACAGCUGAUGUCUCAUCCAGGCCCCGUAGCCACUGGGGCCCUGCAACCAAGUCCGCACUGCAAUCAGGCCAGUAUUCCUGGAGCCAGCCAAGAGGGCUCAAUGGCCACUCCAGGACCCGGGUGAGGUUUUCACCCCUCUCCUCCGGCCACCCAGCCCGCUGCACUGAAAGGAGACUUUAUUCUGAAGUCAUUAAAAAGAACAGAGAUGCUCCACGUGGGCGCAUGCAGCGGGGGAGGGGUGCGGCCAGGGGGGUCUGUUCUUUUCCAUACAGGACGCUUUUGGGUGGGGGGGGAGGGGCUCCAGGAGUGUCUGCCCGUCUGUCUGUGGGUCUGUGUGUGUAUCUGAGAGAUAACACAGAGGGGUCUGUGUUCAUCAGAAUGCCAAAACGCAAGCGUGGGUUCCUGGGCCUCACAGCUGGGGGGCCGGAAACAGGAGGUUUCCCUCUUGCAUCAGGGCCUCCAGGCCAGCAAGGGCAGGAGCAGGCGGGGUUGAGGCCCUCCUGCCAGGAAGGAUAGCUCAAGGAUGGUUUCACCUCAAGCCCCUAGGCCUCUGGAAUCCUUCUCUCCCCUCCAAAUAAAAAGACAAGCUCCUUA